AGGCCUUUAAGUGGAAGCAUGCAGGGAAUAUGCGUGGCCAGGGUAGAAAUAAUACCAUGAAUCCAUCAACAAGAAUAACUGGUGGUCACACUGAUCCUAGUGAUCAGAGCUUGAGUGAGGGCGAUUUUUUAUCAGAAGCCAGCGACGAUGGAGGACAAGGAGGGGACUACGCAAAUCCAAGAAAAAGAGGACCACAACAUCGCAGGGGCAACAACUAUCCACUUUUCCAAAAGAGACGACUACAACAGUACUAAAUGGUAUGGACACUAAUGCUCUUCAGGUCAUAAAUCUAUCUACAUAUAACCUGACCCCCCAGGAGAAAUCCAUAUUGGAAAAAGGACUCUCCUUCUCCCCCAUGCGAAUCUUGGACAAAUUUGAAUUUGUUAAAGACACAUAUUUGUUUUGCAGACAACUUUGUUUUAAACUUCUAUAUAAUCAACCAUCAAUUUUACAAACUCUGGCUGAGGAUGAACGUGGGGUAUUCAUGGAUCUCAUGGACCUUCUGCGAGAAAAUGAGUCCGAAACAGGUAGGAGGUGUUUCACCUUGAAUAAGCCCUCUCUACUUACCCCUUCAUUCAAUUUAUUUCCUAACAUUCAACUCUUUUUUCAAGCCAUAGUACAUGAGAUACAGAAACUUAAACCUGAUUGCCUGCAAGGUAGAAACCUGAAUAGCCUGGAAUCCGAUACUAUACGAAAAUUGCAGGUCAAUAGCACCUUUGUCAUCAAAGAGGCGGAUAAGGGCGGUAAUGUGGUCCUAUGGGACAUGGACUUAUACAUACAAGAGGCGACUCGACAGCUGAAAAAUGGAGCAUUUUAUGUACCCUUACCCUCGGAUCCCACAGUGGUUUUCAAGAAAAAACUGGACCAACUAUUGAAAUCAGCUCGGGAUAUGUUCAUCAUUACUAAAAAGGAGCAUCAAUUUCUCGAGGUGAGUGAACCGAUUAUCCCCACGUUCUAUAUGCUCCCGAAAGUGCAUAAGGACCUCCACAACCCCCCAGGUCGACCCAUUGUGGCCGGCAUUGGGGGUUUGUGUGAACAGGCCUGCACUUAUUUGGACUUUUUUCUCCAACCUAUGGUUCUAGGAUUACCCUCAUAUGUGCGGGAUUCUCUCCACCUGAUUGAAAUGUUGGAACAACUGUCAAUUACCUCUAAUGUAUUGCUGGUGACCUGCGACGUUGAGUCUUUGUACACGAAUAUUGCACACAAGGAUGGCAUUAGUGCCACUACCUACUUCUUGGAGAAGUCAACCUCGGGGGAGCCAGCCCACCGCGCCUUUCUGGGCUCCAAGGAGACCUGUAUCCAAUUCAUCGAAACACUGAACCAAAAUGACUUGAAUAUUCAUUUGACAUAUAAUAUCUCGGAUGAUACGGUGGAAUUUUUGGAUCUGAGACUGCGUAAGGAAAAUGAACGGAUUGCCACAUCCCUUUUUCGAAAGAGUACGGCCACUAAUAAUUUGUUACAUUAUCAAAGUUUUCAUCCAGCCCAUAUGAAGAGAGGAAUACCAAAAGGGCAGUUUCUUAGAUUGCGGCGCAAUUGUACUAACCUAACCGACUUCAGGACAGCUUCGGCAGAUCUGACAUCACGGUUCCAGAAAAGGGGCUACCCCAGGAAGCUUAUCUCCCAUGCCUAUGAAGAAGCGAAGAGCACUGAGCGAAUGGAAUUGUUCACUCCGAAACCAAAAACCAGGGAUGGCAGGAUACAUUUAAUUACACGCUAUAACAAUCAGUGGUCAGCGUUAUACAAAAUCUUGGAGAACCAUUGGUUCCUGCUCACUUCAGAUCACAGAUUGACGCCCCUUUUGGAUGACAAGCCGAAGAUUAUUGCCCGCAAGGCGCCCUCCCUCAAGGACCAACUUGUGUGCAGCCAUUUUCAGCGUCCCACACGGGGACUAAACAGAGGCAUUAAAUUGAAGGGCACACACCCCUGUGGCCAAUGCAACGUCUGCCCAUUCAUGUUGGGAAGAGAUAACUUCGUGAAUGGCAAGGAAUGUGUACGUUUGCACCAUUACAUAAACUGCCGCACCAGAAAUGUUGUUUAUGGGAUCAUUUGCCCGUGUAAGAAAUUGUAUGUGGGCCAAACCUCACAAGAACUGCGCAAACGGAUGCAGCAACAUAUGUCCAAUAUCAAUCUGGCCGCUCGGGAUCAAGCCGAUGAGGAGAAAAUUCUUACUUCUGUGGCUGCACAUUUUUUGGACCAUCAUGGUGGGCCUUAA
Bufo gargarizans (Asiatic toad) is the source of this 2212-nucleotide messenger RNA. RefSeq lists its product as uncharacterized. The record is from RefSeq and is a predicted model, not a curated record. The coding region runs from base 260 to 2212 and encodes 650 amino acids. Lineage: Eukaryota; Metazoa; Chordata; Amphibia; Anura; Bufonidae. The transcript is spliced from 3 exons.